Populus nigra (black poplar) is the source of this 2278-nucleotide messenger RNA. RefSeq lists its product as uncharacterized. The record is from RefSeq and is a predicted model, not a curated record. The transcript is spliced from 9 exons. The coding region runs from base 199 to 1998 and encodes 599 amino acids. Lineage: Eukaryota; Viridiplantae; Streptophyta; Magnoliopsida; Malpighiales; Salicaceae.
AGGACGAAGAAAUAAAAAACCCACCGGCCCAUCCCAUCCCCACCGCAUCGCAUUUUCUUUCCUCGUUUUUUGCUCUCUCUACACCCGGAAAAAGCAAAGCAACUACCGCCACCAAUCAAAACCAACAUAACCAGCUCCAACAGCUGUUCUUUUCUUUCUUAAAAAUCAAAGACAAGACACACAAAGACACCCGAAAAAAUGGCAACAACAUCAACUAUCCAAUCGGAUAUUCGUUCUGCUCUCCACGCAACCAAUAUCAUCAUCUCCAAUCCCAGUCUCAUCCUCUCACGCGCCACCUCUUCCUCUGCGCGUUGGUCUUUUUCUCCACGACCUCUAAUAUCCUCGCACUAUAGGAUUUCAACUCCCGAGUCGUUUCGAGUGAGAGCUUUCUCCACCGAGUCAACUGAACCUGUCGUCAAGGUUCCAGACAAGCCUCCGAUUUGUACCGCCGACGAGCUCCACUACGUCUCCGUGUCCAAUUCUGAUUGGCGUCUUGCUCUUUGGCGCUACCAUCCUUCUCCUCAGGCGCCUCCAAGGAAUCAUCCGCUAUUGCUAUUGUCUGGAGUUGGGACUAAUGCCGUUGGUUACGAUCUCUCACCUGGGUCUUCGUUUGCACGGUACAUGUCUGGCCAGGGAUUUGAAACAUGGAUUCUUGAGGUUCGGGGUGCUGGUUUGAGCAUACAGGGAUCAACUCCUAAAGAUAUUCAUCAGUCUGCCCAUGAAGUUUCUGAGGAGAUGGAAGCUGUAGCUAAGAGUGUGACUAAUGGAACUCUGUCUGUGGACCAGCAGCCAAGUAAUGUUCGCAGUCCCCCGUCAGAUUCUAGGGUUUCUUUUGUCGAAGAGGACUCACAUCUAGCUGGGAUUGUAUCCGUGUGGGAUGAGUCAAAAUUGGUGACAAAGUUGACAGAAAUCUUUAUGCGUUUGUCCGAAAGACUCUCUGGCUUUCUCAGUGAAAGUGAGUUGAAGAUUAUGUUUGCAGAGUUGGUCGAUCAGAUAUCAAAACUCUUAGUAGAUUCUCAAUUAUCGGAACGAAUGAAUGAAAUAAGGGGAAAGCUUUUGAGCUUGUUGGAAGCAAGACAAAACUCAGCUAUUGCUGGUCAAUUCAGGGAUCUGAGUCAAGGGCUUGUUAAUGUCAUCGAGGAAGGUCAAAAAUCUGUUUCACCGCAGUUGUUUGACUUGCAGGAGCGUCUUUCAUCAAUCAUUGAAGAUUUCCAGAAACAACUUGACUUGAUUGUGAAGUAUGACUGGGACUUUGAUAAUUACCUGGAAGAGGAUGUUCCUUCUGCGAUGGAGUAUAUAAGGGCCCAAACCAAGCCAAAGGAUGGUAAAUUGCUUGCUAUUGGACACUCCAUGGGAGGCAUCUUGCUCUAUGCAAUGCUGUCUCGAUGUGGCUGGGAUGGAAGAGAUUCUGGAUUGGCUGCCAUUGUUACUCUGGCAUCAUCACUUGACUACACACCUUCAAAUUCAAGACUCAAAUUGCUUUUGCCCCUUGCAGACCCUGCUCAGGCUCUUAAUGUACCUGUUGUUCCUUUGGGAGCAAUGCUGUCAGCAGCAUAUCCUCUCUCAACUCGCCCUCCUUAUGUCUUGUCUUGGCUUAAUGAUUUCAUAUCGGCACGGGACAUGAUGCAUCCAGAGUUGUUGGAAAAGCUUGUCUUGAACAACUUUUGUACCAUACCUGCGAAACUUAUAUUACAGCUCACUACAGCUUUUCAGAAUCGUGGGUUGUGUGACAGGAGCGGUAAAUUUUUCUACAAGGAUCAUCUACAUAAGAGCAAUGUACCUGUAUUAGCCAUAGCAGGGGACCAAGAUCUGAUAUGCCCACCUGAAGCUGUUGAAGAAACUGUUAGACUCUUCCCCGAACAUUUGGCCUCCUACAAAGUGUUUGGAGAACCUGGAGGUCCUCAUUAUGCGCAUUAUGAUUUAGUGGGGGGGAGAAAGGCGGUGGAGCAAGUUUAUCCUUGCAUAAUUGAAUUUCUUAGUCGAUGUGACUUGACUUGAGUAUCCAGCAAAUGAAACUUCAUUACCCACGUUAUUCGUUGCAGCAGCAGCAUACAUUAUUUUCCUACAGGCUUGAAAUACGCCUCUUGGAUUCUAACCCCUGCCCAGCUCCAUGUCAAAUGCCGAGUAGACAUGCAUAUUUUUGGUGAAGUUUUUGCGUUGGGGGAAAUUGCCGGGGUUGGUUACGAGGUGUACACAGGGAAGGAAUGGAGUGUAUAUGACCAUUAAUCCUGUUAUUUGGUCAGGAAAAUCAGUUAAAAGUAUGCUCAUUACAUUACAA